Messenger RNA from Salmo salar (Atlantic salmon), 4521 nucleotides. RefSeq names its product oxysterol binding protein-like 8. Gene Ontology annotation, molecular function: cholesterol binding. The record is from RefSeq and is a predicted model, not a curated record. Lineage: Eukaryota; Metazoa; Chordata; Actinopteri; Salmoniformes; Salmonidae. Gene Ontology annotation, cellular component: cortical endoplasmic reticulum; membrane; cytosol.
UAUUUGUUUAUGGACAAUUUAUUUAUCCUUUAAAACAUGACAUUACUAGUUGUGCAGACUGCCGGAGCAUCAAGCAAAAGUAGUCGAACGAUAAUCACCGGAUUACAGGCGUCUCAGCUAAUUACUGAGUCAACAUUCGCACUCACAAGAAGGAAGGCUACGAACAGGAUUUCAGAGCUUUUAUAUAGACUUUAAAAUACAUGUCAAAAAUCAGUUUUAGAAACCGAUCUGUUCCAUCAACUAAUUAAGCCGUUUUCUAGAAAACCAUAUGCAUAUGUUGCAAACCUGUGAUAGCAGGCAGCUGUCCUGACUCCUUAUCGAGUGUGGAAUGAUGGAGUGUGUAAGCUAACGUUAGCUAUUUCUGCAGUUCUUCCUAGCUAGCGAACGAAAAAAAGGCAUUACAUCAUAAGCAAGUUGCAACAAACUAACAGUGGAUGGUACCAGAUAAGCCAACUGAACCAAAUAAGGCUGGCUGUGGUGUUGUCGUGAGGAGACUGCUUUCUGCUGCACCAGCUGCAUGAGACAUGCAGAGCUCUGAGCAUCUCUAACAGGCAGCACUGUGGAACCAUGGACUCUUCUUGUUCUGAGUCCCAGUCCCAGGGCGACGGUGAGAAAGCUCUGCUCCAUGCAGAGAUCAGAGAGCACCCCACCACAUCAGCUGCCUUAAUUCCCAGUGAUGACCCCAUCCUAUUGACCCCAGGGAGGAUGAGCCAGCGAAGCCAGGGGAAGGAGCGAGAGAAGAGGGAGGAGAAGGAGCGAGAGAAGGAGAAGGAGCGAGAGAAGAGGGAGGAGAAGGAGCGAGAGAAGAGGGAGGAGAGGGAGAAGGACAGAGAGAAGGAGAAGGAUGGGAGCCUCCACACCCCCAGCAGAGAUCACCUCGCCAGCCCCUCUUCCCUCAGCCCGGGGCUCAGCUACACCCAUGGUUUCGACCGGGGGAAAGAAGAUUCCCUGCCUCCGAAAGAGGACUCCUCUCACUCCAUAUCCAAGAGCAAGUCAGAGUCCAAGCUCUACAAUGGCUCCGACAAGGAUGUCUCGUUGUCCGGUAACAAGCUCACCAAGAAGGAGUCGCUCAAGGUGCAGAAGAAGAACUACCGUGAGGAGAAGAAGAGAGCCACCAAGGAGCUCCUCAGCACCAUCACAGACCCCUCUGUUAUUGUCAUGGCUGACUGGCUCAAGAUCCGGGGUACUCUGAAGAGCUGGACCAAGCUGUGGUGUGUGCUGAAGCCGGGGGUUCUUCUCAUCUACAAGACCCAUAAGAACGGCCAGUGGGUGGGCACGGUGCUGCUCAACGCCUGCGAGCUCAUCGAGAGACCCUCAAAGAAGGACGGCUUCUGUUUCAAACUCUUCCACCCGCUGGAGCAGUCCAUCUGGGCGGUCAAGGGUCCUAAAGGAGAGGCGGUGGGUUCCAUCACACAGCCAUUACCCGGCAGCCACCUCAUCUUCCGCGCCACCUCUGAGUCAGACGGCCGCUGUUGGAUGGAUGCUCUGGAGCUGGCUCUGAAGUGCUCCGGCCUCCUGAAGCGGACUAUGAUCCGCGAGGGCAAGGAGGAGCUGGCCAGCACGGCCGGGGAGAGCUCCCAAAUUAACUUCUACAGCCUGCUGCGAGCCCACAACAUGCAGGGUUUCCAGUUCAACGACAGUGACCAGUUCAAGGACCCUGACCUGUACUCAGACAAGUCGGACCGGGAGGGGGAGCAGGACCACGAGGAGUCAGACGUGGAGGGUCUGGGGAAGAGCGAGGAGAGUGACAGUGACACGUCAGAACGCCAGGAUGACUCCUACAUUGACCUUGACCCCAACGAGGCCCUGCCGGAGACUCCGUACCUGGAGCAGUCCCACGAGGAGCUGGGAGAGGCUGGUGAGGCGUCCCAGACAGAGACGGUGUCGGAGGAGAAUAAGUCUCUGAUCUGGACGCUGCUGAAGCAGGUCAGGCCUGGGAUGGACCUGUCUAAAGUGGUCCUGCCCACCUUCAUCCUGGAGCCACGCUCCUUCCUGGACAAGCUGUCCGACUACUACUACCAUGCUGACUUCCUCUCUGAGGCAGCUGUGGAGGAGAAUGCCUACAACAGGAUGAAGAAAGUAGUAAAGUGGUAUAUCUCUGGAUUCUACAAAAAGCCACAGGGACUGAAGAAGCCAUAUAACCCCAUCAUCGGUGAGACCUACCGCUGCAUGUGGCUCCAUAGCAAGACCAACAGCAAGACCUUCUACAUUUCUGAACAGGUGUCCCAUCAUCCUCCAGUGUCGGCGUUCUACGUCAGUAACAGGAAGGACGGCUUCUGUCUCAGCGGAAGCAUCCUGGCCAAGUCCAAGUUCUACGGAAACUCCCUGUCGGCCAUAUUGGACGGAGAGGCUCGGCUCACCUUUCUCAACAGAGGAGAAGACUACGUCAUGAACAUGCCCUACGCCCACUGCAAAGGCAUCCUGUAUGGCACCAUGACUCUGGAGCUGGCUGGCCAGAUCACCAUUGCCUGUGAGAAGACAGGAUACAGUGCCCAGCUCGAGUUCAAACUCAAGCCGUUCUUGGGUAACAAUGACAGUGUAAACCAGGUCUCUGGAAAGAUCAAGCUGGGGAAGGAGGUGCUGGCUACGCUGGAGGGACACUGGGACAGUGAAAUCUUCAUCAACGAUAAGAAGACGGGGGUGGUGGAAACGUUUUGGAACCCCACAGCAGAGCUGCGUCAGAGCAGACUAACACGUUGCACUGUGCCUCCUGAGGACCAGGGAGACUAUGAGUCUGAGAGGUUAUGGCAGCAUGUAACAAGGGCCAUCAACAACAAGGACCAGACAGAGGCCACCAAUGAGAAGUUUAUCCUGGAGGAGGCUCAGAGGAAGUCAACCCGCGAGCGCAAGGCCAAGUGUGAGGACUGGGCGCCCGGGCUCUUUGAACAGGACCCCGUAACCGGAGAAUGGCAUUACAGAUAUGCCGACACCCGGCCGUGGGAUCCGCUGAAUGAUAUGAUUCAGUUUGAGAAAGACGGCUGGAUCCAGACUAAAGUGCGGCAUCGCACCCCUAUGGUACGUUCUGCCAGUGUAAUUAGUCUCAGUAACCAGGGCCCCAGGAGGGAUGGCAAUUGCAAGUGCCAGGUGACAGGGCCCAAAAGAAAGCACAAGCACAGUGACAAGCCCAAGAAACCUGAGAGUGGCUGCUCCUCCCCAGAACCUGACCGCCAGGACUCCUCCGGCAGCGAGCGACACAAAAGCAAGCACAGUAGCCGGUUAAGGAAAAAGGGCCCAGACCUUAGUGAACUUCAAAGUGCCAUUGAUUCUAUAAAGAAGACACAGGAGAACAUUUACAAGAGCAUCGGUGUGCUGCGCUCCCGAACGGCAGGGGGCCAGACGACAGCAGAGGGCGGAUUCCUGCAGCAGCGCGACUACGCCAUCAUCAUCCUCCUCAUCCUCCUUCAGGUCUUCAUCAACUUCCUGUUCAAGUAGCAGCCGACAGACUGACAGACAUAUAGAGAGAGAGACAGGACUGAUGGGGGGGUUUGUUCAGGCUGAGGAGGAGAAACAGUCUGGAAGUGAAUGAACUACAAGAGCUCUGCCUCAAACCCCUCUCUCUCUCUCUCUCUCUCUCUCUCUCUCUCUCUCUCUCUCUCUCUCUCUCUCUCUCCAUCUCUCUCUCUCCAUCUCUCUCUCUCCAUCUCUCUCUCUCUCUCUCUCUCUCUCUCUCUCUCUCCAUCUCUCUCACUCUGUCUCUCUCUCGCUCUGUCUCUCUCGCUCUGUCUCUCUCUCGCUCUGUCUCUCUCUCGCUCUGUCUCUCUCUCUCCGUCUCUCUCUCUCUCUCUCUCUCGCUCUGUCUCUCUGUCUCCGCUCUGUCUCUCUCUCUCACGCUCUGUCUGUCUCUCUCUCUCUCUCUCUCUCUCCUGAGUUGACCCUGCUCCACUGUCCUCAGAUGGGCCACCAUUGUCGCACACACGUCUCAAAAGCAAGCAUUCCUGAAAGAGGCUCCUCAGAAAAAACUGAAAUUGUUUUUAAUUUCUAUUUAUUUGUACCUGUUUAAAGAUCCAUGUAUUUUUAAAGUGGGGGUGACACCGUCCAGGACUGAAGGGAAGUUGAGGUCAGCGUUCAGUUGACGUCAUGAUGUCGUCAACUGGGCCUUCGAGUAGGCGUUGACAUCUGGUGGCCAUUUGUAAUUUUGCUAACGGACACCGCUCCUUGCAUUUCACAUUGCCCCCAUUUCACCCGGAUCCCCAACUACAGGGAACAUUUUACACUGAGACUUUUGAAGAAAAAUUACUUUCAUUCAAUUUUUUUUUUUUAAAGACUGUUCAUUUGUUUUGUUUGUUUGGUGUGUCCUUUGUGAGUAGAACCUCUAGUUAAAAAAUAUACGAGAAGGGAGAAGAACAGUUUUAAGCGGUCCAAUAUAUGUAACGUUCUUUUGAAGCUUUGACAAGGCUCGAGUUUCCUAGCUUGAAGGUGAAUAGGCAACAAAAGAAAGAGAAAGUAAUUGUAAUCAAUCGAUUUGAAUCGUUCCACUGAAAUUUGUGUACAAGGUCAAUUGUAUAAACUAGAUGCUUGACA